Molecule: messenger RNA, 1643 nt
Organism: Cryptomeria japonica (Japanese cedar)
Lineage: Eukaryota; Viridiplantae; Streptophyta; Pinopsida; Cupressales; Cupressaceae
Product: RING-H2 finger protein ATL32-like
Exons: 1
Coding region: 135-1292 (385 amino acids)
Source: RefSeq, a predicted model, not a curated record
UUGAAGACAAGAGGCAGAGACAAAAUUAUUGGAAAAGUUGAACUGGAAAGCCAAAGGGGGCAUCGAGAUUAUACGACGCAAUGCACACAACUGUAGUGUUUAUAAAGCAAUUGGUUUGUGGGGAAUUUUAAUUAAUGAAAAGCAGACAAAUAGUUAUGGAGAAGAUGAAGAAUUUCACUGCACCGACCCCAGCAGAUGACGGAAGCUUUUACUUCCCCAACAAUCUGAGAUCCAUUCCGCCUUUGAAAGUAGUGAAACUGGCAGAUAACAAAAGCCGAGAUGCUUCGGAUGGGGAUAACCAAGACCCUUCCAACCCGAAUUUCAAUCGGUCCGUACUGAUCAUUGGCAUCAUUCUCAUCUUCAUUUUGUGUUUCAUUGCUAUCUUGUCCAUCUAUGCCCGCCGCCGAACAAGGAGAGCUUUCGGGCAAGCGGGUAAUAAUACCAAUUACUGGGAUGGGACACAGGGUCUGGAUCCAGCCAUCAUUGGGAGUUUUCCGGUUUUCAGCUACAACAGGGUGAAGGGCCUCAAAGCACGGCCCAAAUUCUCUGACUGCGCCGUCUGCCUCACCGAUUUCAAGGAGCACGAGAUGUUACGGUUGCUUCCCAAGUGCAGCCACGCGUUUCAUCCAGAGUGCAUCGAUUUGUGGCUCUCCUCCAACACAACUUGUCCCGUUUGCCGAACGAGCCUUCUGCCCGGUGACGACCCCGAACCAACUGUAGCGGACUUCGAUGUCCUCCAACCGCAGACGCCGCCGGCGCCUCCAGAGGAGCUUACGGUUGUUAUAGACAACGGACUCCGAUCGAGCAAUCAUAUGGAUUUUGCGAAAAACGAAGCAACGAUUGAGACUUCGGGCCAUGAUUCAACGGGGUACUCGUUGUUAAGGGUGCGUAAGGAAAUGGAUCAGGGCACGCAGUGGUUCAUCGCGUCGGGUGAGGGCCUCACGCCCGGAUUGAACUGGAGCUGCAGCUUUGUGGCAAACCGUAAAAUUUCGCAAGACCCAGCUAGUUCUAGUGCGCCGCCAACGUGGUCUAAGGUGGGCGACUCUUUGGUACACACGGGGCGCAGAUCUACGUCCGAAAGAUGGGGGAGCGUUUAUGUGCGUCCGCCAUCGUUGGAAAGAAGUUUUUCUGAGCGAUUUUCAUAUGAGAGCAGAGAUCAAAUCGGGUCCGAACAGCGGGAUAGCUCGUUUGAAGAGGAUGUUGAGUUGGUCGAUGGGAAGAGACAUACGAGGAGACGGGACGGACCGUUCGGAGGACGGAUCGGUGUCCCAUGGGGUUCGAAGUUUGGAUAACUAUGCCGCAUGGUACCAGGUGUUGUAUGCGCCGCUUAGAGGAGAUCUCGGAGCUGCGCUUAAAGUGCCCAAAUCUCUGGUCGACUCUACCGGUCCUAUAAAUGCUGGUAGAACAGUUAUGUAUUCGACCUAGCAACUCGGUAUCAUAUAAAUGAAAGUAUAAGGCAAAUAUUUAUCGUACAGUGUACAUUGAAAGUUUGUAAAUAGUAUUUUGAUUAGACUGGCACGCAUAAGGGUCCGGAUUUAUUGCAUAACGAUUGUAAAGAUUGUUUUGAUUAGAUUAGCAUGUGGAAGGGUCCACAUCUAUUGUAUAACAUUUGUAAAGAGUAAUAUUUUAUAAUUGGAUAAAAA